Amborella trichopoda is the source of this 1730-nucleotide messenger RNA. RefSeq names its product putative inactive poly [ADP-ribose] polymerase SRO2. NCBI's taxonomy places the organism in Eukaryota, Viridiplantae, Streptophyta, Magnoliopsida, Amborellales, Amborellaceae. The record is from RefSeq and is a predicted model, not a curated record.
ACUAACUAUAAAUAUCUCUGUAACUUGCAAGUCUUUUGUAUCCCUGAUUUUGAGUCUCUCUCUCCCUCUCUGUCUCUCUCUUUCUCUCUCUCUACAGAGACCGUACACGGAUAUAUACCCGUUCAGAGCCUUGCAGAUUUGGACGUUGAGUUUCAAAAAUCUGAUUUCUUUUUUUUUGAACUUUAAAAAAAAAAAUCUGGUUUCUUGAAGUUUUGUCAUGGCUUUUUGGCGCAGAUACUAAGAACUUAGAUAACUUUUCUGAAACUUUAUUGGCUUUUCUCUCCUGGACCUUGUUUGAUCGUUGGUUUUUCAUAUUUCAUUGAAUUCCUGAACAUUGAGCUUUAGAUGGUGAUGAAGGAGACAGGAUUUCUCAGAACUCUGGGUUUGAAGAGAGAGGAAGCAGAGUUUAUGACCAGGGUGAAAAAUUUCACAAAGAAAUCUCCCCAAUCUGUUAAUUCAGAAUCUGUUGGUCUAAAAUCUAAGAAACCCAACUUCAAAAGUUGCCGAUUCAAUGGUCUCCAUUGUUGUUUUGGCCAAGCUCUGCUACAGAACUAUUGGAAUUUCAGAAAUAGUGGGCCUCCUUCGAGGUUGAUGUUCUUCUGUAGAGGUAAUUGGAGUGAUUUCUCUGAUGAAGCUUUUGGGUCUUUGAGAGGUGGAUUCAUGGCUGGAAAACCCAUGGUGGAAUUGACAAUUCAGGGCUCAAAUUACCUUGUUGAUUUUCUUCGUAUGCUGCAGAUCGAUUUAAGGGCAUGUAGACAAAGGUCCAUUGCUUGGAUUGACAUCAACAACCAGUGUUUCUUUCCUAAAUUCUUGAUAACAGAGGAUAUAACAGACUGUGAUUUUCUACCUCCACAUAUUAAACCAGAGAGCGAUUUUAGGUUGGUAAAUGCAGAGGGAUCGAGUGCUCGAAAAUCCGAUGACAUGGGGUCUUCUGUUGAGAUUUCAGCAACAAAAGGGAAGAUUUUGAGAAAUGAAGAAGUUGGGUAUGCACAAAAAGCUUCUGAUUGUUUGGAAGUUACAAGUUCAUACCAACCUGAGACUGAUUUGCAUAGGAGAGAAACUGCGGCAUCUCCAAAGGGUUCAUCUGGUGAUGGUGAGGGAAUGAAAAGAAGGCCAUGCUCCACUAUGUCAUUUCCUAAACUCUUGUCUGCCAUGGAGAAAUUCUUGCCUUCCUCUACAACUCAGGCAUUGCAGCGUUUGUACAUAGAGUAUAAGGCCGGAAAGGUCAGGAAAGAUGUCCUUAUAAGGAAAAUUCGAUCGAUUGCGGGGGACAAAUUGCUGAUUUCAGUUAUCCGAAGCAUUCGAGGCCUCGCAUGACAUCGACGUUCAUCUUACUUUAGUUUUCUAAGCUUCCUCUGAACAAUUCUUCAUCUACCAGAGCCAAGAAAAAUGUUUUGCUUUUCCUUCACAUGGAUAUUCAAGCUGCAAAGUUAUGCUCAAGACAUUGGUGAUGCAGCCAAAUAGGCACAGAUGCAUCAGGACCUCAAGUUUAGCAUCCUUUAGCAGUAACAUUAGUACAAUGGUUGACCCAGAGAAGUUCCAUGUGCUACAGCUGUGCUUAAAUGGAAAAGAAGAAAAAUAACCAAAUAUAUGGCUCUCCCUUUUGUUUUUUUUUUUGUUUUUUUGUUUUUUGUUUUUUUGGGUAGUUAAGUGGUAGGAAUUGAACAAGCUCAAGUUUUUAUUUUUCUUAGUAAGAAUAUAAUGAUGAGUUUCUUCUUGCAUAUGGAGAA